This is a messenger RNA of Nicotiana tabacum (common tobacco), 357 nucleotides long. NCBI's taxonomy places the organism in Eukaryota, Viridiplantae, Streptophyta, Magnoliopsida, Solanales, Solanaceae. The record is from RefSeq and is a predicted model, not a curated record.
AUGGCUGCCGCUGCUUCAAGACUGCUGCCUCGUCUUCACACGUCGUCGACCAAGCAGACCACGCUUCUGCUUCUGCUUUCUGCCACCUUCUGCUACGUCCAAGCAGACCACGUUUCUGCUUUCGCUUCAUCUUCUUCGUCUCCGUCAAACUCCAGCCAUGAGCGAGCAAGCAUCGACAACUCGGAGCUGCCUUUCUACAGUUUGCUGGAAGCAGCUCUAAAAAUCGAGCCUUAUUGUGACUGUGUGGACAUCAACUUUGGGUGUCCCCAGCAAAUUGCAAAACGUAGGAAUUAUGGAGCUUUCCUCAUGGAUGGCAGUCCAGUCAGUUUUCAAACAAGCUUCACCAAGUGGAUAUAG